Anneissia japonica is the source of this 4115-nucleotide messenger RNA. Its product is annotated as zinc finger RNA-binding protein-like. Lineage: Eukaryota; Metazoa; Echinodermata; Crinoidea; Comatulida; Comatulidae. Bases 34 to 3132 code for a protein of 1032 amino acids. Gene Ontology annotation, molecular function: double-stranded RNA binding; single-stranded RNA binding; zinc ion binding. Gene Ontology annotation, cellular component: precatalytic spliceosome. The record is from RefSeq and is a predicted model, not a curated record. The transcript has 21 exons.
GUUUUUUGUCGGCAAGUACUCGGAUAUGCUCGUAUGCAAAUACAUGUGCGUGGGGCUUCUGCACUGGUUUUUUUCGGCGGCGGUACUCUCUUGGAAUCGACCAUGGCUUCUGGUGGAUAUUUUGGCUUUACUCAUGGCGGAACCCAGUACAGUGCUCAGCAAGCAGCAGCUGGUUCAUAUGCAGCACAACCUGCCCAACAUGCAGGCUAUGUGCAGGCUCAUCAGGCUCAUCAAGCACCAGCAUAUGCCACUGCAACUGCUGCACCUAGAGCUGCGGCUACUGCUACUGUCUACGAGGCUAACUACCAGCCAGCUCAUGCUGCCGGAGGCUACACCUAUGGAACCACUCAAAGACAAGAUGCAGCACAAGUAGUCUCAACCCCAGCCUUUCGUGAUACAUACGCUACAUAUGGUCAGACAUCUGCCACCCCGGCUUACGAGAAACAAACCUACUAUCAACCACAAACCACACAACAGCAUUCCUCGACCGACGGCUACUAUGCUGCUCCAGUGGCUGUGAAGGCAACAGCUGCUUAUGGUUCAGGGGGUGGAUUCACCACGCAUCAGCCUGCACCAGCAAAGCCCGUCCAGCAACCUAAGACAGUUGCAGCCUCUUACACAUUCUCCACCCAAACCACAGUCCCCACAUAUACCACUUCUGCUGCCACCACCUAUACCACUGGUGGUAAGUCACGUAAUACAUAUUCAGGAUAUGAUGCAGCCGUCUAUUCUGCUGCAACUAAUUACUACCAGCAACAGCAGCAGGUUGCUAAAGGCAGUCAACCAUGGCAGAACAAGAACAAAGGUCCCUUCAGUAAGCCUGUGAAGAAGGAGCGUCAGCCCCCAAAACAGCCGCAGAUCCACUAUUGUGAAGUCUGCAAGAUCAGCUGUGCUGGACCACAGACAUACCGUGAGCAUCUUGAGGGUCAGAAACACAAGAAGAAAGAAGCUCAACUUAAAACUGGCAGUCAGGGUCCAACUCAUCGCAUCGGUACGCACAGCCUACGCUGUGAGCUUUGUGACGUGACUUGUACUGGACAAGAUGCGUACAAUGCACAUAUCAGAGGUGCUAAACAUCAGAAGGUUUUGAAGUUGCACACUAAACUAGGCAAACCAAUUCCAUCUACUGAACCGGUGAAAGUAGGGGGAACUUCUACACCGACAACAUCUAGCACUGCCGGAGCUAAGAAUGCCGGAGUACAAAUGAAGGCUACCACUGCAGGCUCUACAGCUGCCGCUGCCUCCACGCAGUCUCUAACUACUCCCCAGAAGACCAAAGUUGUCACUAAACAGCUGACAACUCCAAAGAUUGCCUUUGUUGGAGGUUCGAAGCUUCAGAGUGCUACAUCCCCAGAGGCUGAUAAGAAAGCAGAAGCGAAGCCUACCACCCAAGCACCGGUUGCAUCUUCUCCGGUACCACCACUUAAUGAGAGUAAGAUGUCGGAUGAGUUCUAUGAGCAAGAAAUCACGCCCGUUGGGGAGGACUAUGUGGAGGAGGUUAAGAAUGAAACUGGGAAAGUGAUCAGCUUCAACUGUAAGCUGUGUGAAUGCAAGUUCAAUGACCCCAAUGCCAAAGAGAUGCACAUGAAAGGGCGCCGCCACAGACUCCAGUACAAGAAAAAAGUUGAUCCUAAGUAUCAAGUAGAGAUCAAGCCAACAGCACGUGUUCGUAAAUUCCAUGAGGAGAAAAUUCGACGUCAGAUGGCUAAAGAUGAAUUUCUACGAAGACGAGAUGAAGAGAUGCGAGUUCAGGUGGAAAUGAGGCCCCUUAGACGCUACGAAGAGGACAUCUACUGGAGACGUUUUGAGGAAGAACGUUUCUUGGAAGAACGCUUGCAGUACGAGGAAGAGAUGGAAUUCUUUGAGUGGCAACGUCGUCGUGGUAUUCCUCAUCCUCGUCCCGUUCCACCAAAGCCUCCGAUGAUGCAAGAUAUGAUGGCUAAGAGACCAGAUACGAUUAUCGAUCGUCACGUUAUGGCGAAGCAUUCUUCCAUCUACCCAACUGAACAAGAGUUGGCUGCUGUGCAGAAUAUUGUGACUUGCUGUGAAAAAUCUCUGAAACUUGUAUCUGACUACAUCUCCGAGGCAGACAAUCCUGUUCCCAUGGAAGAAGAGAAAGUAGAAGUUAAAAAAGAGGGGGAAGAAGUAGCCGAGGUGAAGGAAACGAAAGAAAAUGAAGAAGAGGCAAAGAAAGAAGAAGUGAAAGAUUCAAAUCCUCGUGCUUUAAAGGGCGUGAUGCGUGUAGGUGUACUAGCUAAGGGCCUGCUGUUACGUGGAGAUCUUAACAUGAGCCUAGUGGUACUGUGCUCCGAGAAACCAACACGCACUCUUCUUGAACGUGUGGCAGAUAACCUUCCCAAGAGAUUAGCUGAGACCGAAGGGAAAUUUGAUUUGAAAUUGUGUGUUGAGGAAGCAGCGAUUAUCGUGUUUUCUACUGACCAAGAGAUUAAGACAUCGAUCAAAAUCUUACUCAGCUCACCAGCUAUGCGUGAAGCGCCCUCAGAAACUACUAAAGAUCCUCCGGACGUACUGGACAGGCAGAAAUGCCUUGAUGCACUAGCUGCUUUACGACACGCGAAGUGGUUCCAGGCAAGGGCCAACUGCCUUCAGUCUUGUGUCAUCAUCAUCCGUGUGCUGCGAGAUCUCUGUGAGAGAAUCCCGACCUGGUCACCGCUCAAUGGCUGGCCUGUGGAGCUUCUCUGCGAGAGGGUAAUUGCUAGUGCAGGACAACCUUUGACCCCAGGAGAAUCUCUGCGUCGUAUCUUUGAAGCCAUAGCUGGAGGGGUCAUUCUACCAGGAGGGCCUGGCAUGUAUGAUCCUUGUGAGAAAGAACCGACAGAUGCAUUUGGACACCUGACCAACCAGCAGAGGGAGGAUAUCACAGCUAGCGCUCAGCAUGCCCUAAGGCUGAUAGUGUUCCGUCAAGUGCAUAAGGUACUGGGCAUGGAGCCGCUACCACCACCACAGCGCAACUCGGCCAAGAUGAAUCGUAAACGUCGACGAGACGAUAGUGAGGGAGGUGAAAAGGAGCCUGUUGAUGGAAAGAAGGACAAGAAAGAAGGAGAGAAUGGUAACUCAACCGUCGACAUGGCAACCACUGAAGGUGCUUCAUCAUCCCAGGAAUCCAAGUAACUGGUUCAACCAAUCAGAAACUAGAUAAACCAUGGUUAAAUUUUAACUGCCUUUUUUUAUGUACUAAUUGUACAAUGAAGUUAAAAAAUUUUCAGUUGCUUUUUUUUAAUUUUGUUAACCUUUUUUAUUGUUAUUGUUUAAAAUUUAGACAAAAAUCUGAAAUUUGGUAAGUAAUAACAUGUCAUAGAAAUAUAAUAAUUUAAUUUUUAAUUUGAUAACAUUGUACUAAUAGAAUGACCAUCACUAAGCAAAUAAAAAAAAAAAAAUACUUCAAAAUUAUGUUAAUUUCUCUGGAAUUACAGUACAUAAAAUCUAUUAAUCAUUGAUAAAAAGAAUAUAAGAAUUAGUAAAAAUUCAUAUAUCAAAUUUAUAUAUCUGCAACUGCUUGUGCUCCUACAUGAUUAAAUGAAGAGGAGAAUGAAAAAGUCAGUUUGGGAAGCUGUUGGGUAUGAUAGUUAUGAAGGUAUUGUAUUGUCUUUUAAAAAAAAAAGUUUUGUGAUAUGAUCCGUGAAGAUGUUGUAUUGUUACAGUAGUUUUUAAUAAGUUUUUGUAAACUCAAGGUUUCACAAAUUAUUUGGUAAAAUGAUGCACUUUGCUCAUCUAACUUUCCGUGUUGCACAUAUCUAAAAAACACCUUAAUCUUGUCAUUAAUUUAUGUGGGUUUUUUAUCUUCCCAUUAUUUAUGAUUCAUGGGUUUAUGUAUACAAUAGAAUUGUUACGGUAUGUAAUUGAAUAGAUAAGUAUACAUGGACACGGAAAAAUGCUCCACAGUUUUAGGAGUUUUGUCGUUAGGUUAAGCUGCUAACUACAAUGCUUUGCAAACGACCAGCCAGUGUUAGACGUAAACAUUCUCCCCCACUUUGUAAUGCUAGAAAGGAAAGAAUCUUGUUUGUAUAUAGGCUUAGAAAAAAAACCACCCCAAUGUAUAACUUGUUUUUUGCAUUUGAAAAUAAAGAACAUUGUCUGUGUUGCUAUGCAUUUUA